Messenger RNA from Gasterosteus aculeatus aculeatus (three-spined stickleback), 2070 nucleotides. It is a transcript of the gene ankrd63, whose product is annotated as ankyrin repeat domain 63. The record is from RefSeq and is a predicted model, not a curated record. NCBI's taxonomy places the organism in Eukaryota, Metazoa, Chordata, Actinopteri, Perciformes, Gasterosteidae. Gene Ontology annotation, molecular function: protein binding.
UUACUCUGAGGUGAAUGCACUCGCUGUCAAUACGGAGACUCUCCGAAGAAGUUGCCGCACUCUUUCUCUCGAGAUUCGUCGCCUUCUGUCUUGGCUCACUCGACGGCUCGGCUCCGCCGGUAGCAGUUCAAGAAUGAUGCGGCCGAAAGAUUUACGCCAGGGCUCCGGCACCAAGACCUUCCUGGACGCCAUGCACGGUGGUAAAGUUCACCUCGCACGCUUCAUCCUGGACGCCUUGGACGGGCGGAUCAUCAACUCAAAGACGGAAAACAGCCGCACCCCGCUCAUGUACGCGGUUUGCCUGCAAGACCCCGGCGCCAGGGCCAAGUUCACCCGGCUCCUGCUGGAGAAAGGCGCCGACGUCAACUGCCAGGAUGAGGACGGUCGGACUGCCCUCAGCCACGCCUGUGAGAUGGGUCACCUGGACGUGGUGAAGAUCCUGGUGCCGUUCAACGCCGACCCGGAAGUCUUUGACACCUGGGGCAACAGCGCUCUGAUGUAUGCUGCCUUUUCUGGGCACAACCAGGUUCUGGAGUUCCUGGUCCGGGCUUUCAAAAGACUGGGACUGAGGCUGGACAGAACCAACAAUGCUGGUCAUUCCGCCAUCGAGGUGGCCAACUUCUUUGGACACAACCAGUGUGUGCAGAUUCUGAACUUUCCGUGCAGGAGGGGUGUAAGCGCAGAUAAUCCACUUGCUGAAUCGGGUACCAUCGGUGAAGGAGAGCGCCGGCUGCCCAGCCGGCUCCCGAGGCAAGUUCUGGAGAGGUUCUCCAAGCAGCUGAAUAACAAUGGAGACCAACUGCCCGGGGUAUUUCAGAGACAGCUGAAGAUUGGAGACAGCACCGGGCUUUGGAACCGUUUCAGAUGCCCCAGGAGCCAGUCUCAAGACGACAGCCGUCGCCACGGGUGGGCUCUGCCUCCUCAGACAGAGAAAAGCAAGGUCGAGGGGGAUCACAGCGUUCUCUUCUCUGCCAAACAACUGCAAAACUGCCAGCUUGGAGAGCUGAGAGCCACAACGAUGAACUCUCUGCCUGUCGAUGUCAGUCGAGGUACCGGAAUCCAGGAGCAAACACCAGUAAGUUUUCCCCUGUGUGUAAAAGCAAAGUCGUUCAACCUGGACAUCCUGAGCAGCAGAAAGCAGUCCUAUCAGGGCGAUUCCCGCGACGUCAACCUGCCAGCCAGCAAACUGAAGAGAGCCUCGCUGCAGGAUGAGAGAUGCCUGGUAGACAAGACGGCAUGUCAAGGGAACACCAGGGGCCCGACAGAUGACGAUGACAAAACGCCACUCGAUAAGACCGUCGGAUCACGGAGAGGAGAGACGGAUGACUCGGCCACGGCGAGCAGGAGAGAGCAGCAGAAGAGGGGGAGCUUCGGAGCGACCGGCAGACACAACAAGCUGCUGUUCGCCAGAGGGGAGAUGCAGGCCGGGACGAACCCCGGACGCACGCCGGGGUUGGCGGGACUCGGGACCAGACUGCGGCGUCGAUUCACCGCUCCGGAGUUCAUGCGGUUGGUGAUGGACUGCUCGGCGGGCUCGUCGAACGGCCGGGGGCGGAUUUCCCGCUCUGAAACUUUCCCUCUCUCCCACGCGCACCAGCGGGUCAACAGCCAGCCGAGCGUCGACGGCAUCAGCGGAGUGAAGUGCGAGUUUGAAAGCUGCUCGUCUCAGUCCGCCCUCGACUAGGACAUCGCGCGGCGUGCACUUUUUCACGGGGCUUAAAAAUUCUGCCAGCUCAGUUUGAUUGCUUGGUUCUAUACUCUAUUCAUUGAAGUGCUAAUCUUUUGCUUAUGUUGCAGUUCAUUCGAUUUUUAAAUGCUUCUCAAUAGAAAACAAGAGGUUCAAGUUCAUUCAUUUGCAAACAUAACAUUUUGAAAUCAUUUAUAAAUUAACAUAUCAUCUGUGAGCUACUUAGCUAUUAUUUCUUUUGUUUAUAUAUAAAUACACACACAUACGUGUGAUUUAUAUUGUAUGAAAUUAAAUGUAUUUGACAUUGCGCUUAUGUGUUUAUAUGAAGUAUUUUGCUUAAACAUAUUCCUCGAAAUAACCAAUAAAUGACACCUUGCAACUUG